UGCCGUAUUUAUUGCACUUAGUUAAACAUUAAAAAAAGAAUAUUUUUUCGUCAACUGAAGCUUUACUUGUCUCGUUUAACGUUCUAAGCAGUUGCACUCCACGGACUUUGUCUAGACAUAUAUAUAUCUUUGAAGCAAUGCAAAUAUGAUACAUAUUUUUAGAAAUACCAUUGAGACAAAACUGAAAGGAAUAUAAAAGUUUAUAUUUUUCAAAAGACUUUAAAGAUAUUGAAGUUCACAACCAGCCCUACUGUCUCAUCAGCGACGAAACCACCACCACUACCACCACCACAACAACAACACAACAACAGCAGCAGCAACAACAGCAGUAAAUAUAUGAUAAUAAAACCAUAAUAACAACACUAACAACAAAAGUAAUUCCUCAUUACUACUGAAAGUGAGAAUAAGGAAAAAAAAACUAUAUCCGGCAGAAACAUUAAAUGAGUCGUUUGCAAUCGCACUUGAUCGAAUUUCUCGUCCACUUCUAGUAUUUGCGCCAUUUUGUUGCCUUAGUAAUUCUAUUAAAAAUGAUUUUCAAUACAGUUUCGCCCAGAAUUUCUUCUGUUACCCCAGAGUCUGUGAAUGCAGCCUCUACAAAUGCAACACUUUUGUCCUGUAUUUGGUUGGCAACCAUUCACAUAUGCUUUCGGCCUCAACCACGAUCGAAACAAUACGUUCAUAAGCAAUACAAGCCUUCAGAUAAGUUAGAUGACUUUCUUAAGCUGGCGUUACUUACUAUGGCAGAAUCGUCUGAGAAAAGAAAACCUAUCGGAAUCACGGAUUUCGCGAAGAUUCUCCAUGCAAAAAGUGAUCAAGCUAAAAGUUAUGAAAUGACACGGAAACUGGCCUUUAGGACUUUAUCAGCUUAUAUAAGUAAAAAAAUCAGACGUGUUAUACAGGAGGAGUAUGCUGAGGAGGGAAUAACUCGAAAACCUGAUCUUUAUAACAGCAAUGUCGAUGUUUUACUUGCUUCUCCGCAGUUCCAUGACAACUCCUACCAAAUACGCUUUCCUUUAUCUUAUAGUAUACUAUUAAAUUUUGGUUUUGACGGCAAAUCUCACAUACUGUUUAGUGAUACACACUGGGGUGACAAUGACUAUUUUGAGUAUUACCCGGAGUGUAAAUCGACAGAAAUUUAUGACCCAACGAAUAACGUGUGUCGUCCUGUUAUCUGUGAACCAGGUCACCAGUUUGUGCAUGAUUCUUGUGAAGAAAUCGUAGGAAACGCACCAUCGAAAGUGGAAAAGGAAUCACCCGAAAAUCUUUUUCAGGAAGACAUCAUGAACAUGGUUGUUUUAAAGGCUAAUGUCACAUUUUCUGACUAUUUAAUCGCCUUGACAGCUGACUUUAAAGAGAUGAUGAUUGAGUCGUUGAGUAAAUUACUCAACACGUCUACAAAUAGGAUCCAGAACUUUACCGUUCACAAAUCCGAAACACCAACCAACCCAGCCAAUUUGAUAAUUCAAAGAUUGCCUACUAAGCGCUACAGUAUGUACAUCGAUCGCGACAUUUUCUCCGAGGAAUAUUCAUCAACCAGCACAAGGGAUACGGACAAAGAGGAGAAAUUUACCAUGGAGAUAUCAUUUAUUCUUAUGCCACUGAAUACAACCAAAGAGAGGGGUAAGAGUGUAUCAUCAAUAAUAGAAGAAAUGGACUCUCUUGUUCAAAGUAAAAGUUUCAUGAUAAAUGUUAAGGAAACACGCGUAACAGUUGUCGGUUUGAAAAAUGACUCGGAUACCAUAAUGCCGAAUAUGUGGUGUAUGAAUGGAAUUAAGAGUUAUUACACAGAUACUCAGUUCACUAUGGUAACUCUAGAAAGUCGAGGGAAGAAAUCGGAGUUGAUUUACAUAAACAAAACCGAUCGUUUUUACCAGAAGGGUGAGUUCGAUUUGACAAUAUUUAUCCAAAGUACAAUUGGGUUUAACAAAGCUAACGUUUCUGGUUUCGUAUUCGUCUGUGACAAACCUCGUAUAAGAAAUAAAAAAUGCGGCCGAAUAUCUCUGAGUAAGAAGGAGUACACUAUAUUCGAGAAUAAAUCUGUCAGUUUUCGGCAACAUAUCCUUGGUAUUGAUGAUUACCAAUUUGAUGAAGGCAGUUCCAUAGUUAUCUGUAUUCCAUCAACCAUGAAAGUUCGCAGAUCAAUUGUAAAAGGCUGCGAUAUAGGCAAUGAAGAAUUAAUUUUCUCACAGAUUAUAUUAACAAUUGUGUUUGGACUUUUGUCUCUGGUUGCUCUUCUCGCUGUUUUAAUCACAUACAGUCUCUUUUCUAAACUUCGAAAUAUCCCAGGAAUAAAUAUGAUGAACCUAACAUUGGCAUUAUUUUUGGCCGAUUUCAUAUUUUUGGUAUCUGCUUCUGUAGAGUCUGAUGCUGCCUGUAUUACAGUUGCAGUCUCAUUACAUUACCUAUUCCUUGCUUCUUUCUUCUGGAUGAACGUUAUGUCGUACGAUCUGUUUCGUACAUUCGGCCAUGUCAAUAUACUUCCGACACCGAGGCAAAAAUCUAAAGUCAUACCGCGUUAUAUCCUUUAUGCUUGGGGAGCACCGCUCCUCAUUGUGGCUGCUUGCCUAGCCAUUGAAUUUAGUCACAUAUCUCCUUCGGUUACUAUUGGUUACGGAAAGGCGAAUCCUGCGGCGAUUGUCAGAAACAAAAUGAUGCGGGAACCAUCCAAUCGAUCGCUGAACAACAGCUACAGAUCAAUGGAUACUGCACAUACAUCUCAUCACCUUGGAUGCUGGAUCCAAGACCCACUGGCAUCUCUGAUCGCUUUCGGAAUUCCUUUGAUAUGUAUCGUACUGACUAACGUUGUGAUGUUCAUUAGAACCAUAUACUGCAUCCGGCGCAACCUCAAAACCAUCAAUUUACGCCUGAAUCACCCAGUGUCUGGUCGGCAUGACGUCAUUUUAUAUGUGAAAAUGUCCGUGGUUAUGGGAUUCACUUGGGUCCUUGGAUUCGCUUCGUCAGGGAUCAGCAGCGGUGCUCAACCCACCGAAAGUAUAUGUCUACUGCUCAACAUCAUUGGAAUUUUAUUUGUGAUCUUCAACUGUUCCCAGGGAAUUUUUAUUUGUUCUGUAUUUGUUCUAAACAAACGGGUUUUUGGCCUCUACCAAUCACUCUGGGCUAAAUUAAUGAAAACCAUUAAACAGCGAGAAAAUAGUAUUUUUACUAUAAUCCAGAACGAUAAAUAAUAAAACAGAUUCUAAUAUUAAGUACAAUAAACAUGUAGUAUUACAGUGACAUUUAGAAAACUUUCUGCCACAUGAAAAUUACACACUCGCUGUAUUGUACAACAAACACUACACCCCACUACAGCCUAUAGUAAUUCUACGUUAAAUUCUAUAGACUAACAGAAAGUAUUUUCUAUUAUUUGCUAUAACAGAAAUCGCAACCUUCACCAGUCUAUCCCAUUACAUAUACAGCUACUGUUUUUCUAUACACUUUAAUAGUAACUAUAAUUGUAACGUUCCUCUUUCUCGUUAACUCUAAACUAUACCUUGCGCCAUGACACGUCUAAAUCAUUUUAUUAAAUCUCAAACUACGUAACUCCAUCUCCCAAUAUCUAUGCUAAAACGAAUACAUCACACCACCUGUAUACUAUAUAUAAGAGUGUAUGCUUAUUUUUCUGUAGCGCAGUAAAAGAAUUCUCUUAGCUUGCACUGGUCUAUUCUCCAACAGUCACUCUACCAUAUACCGGAUUAAUGUGGCUUCACGAAUGGUCUUUAACAUUGACCUAAGUAAUAUAUUUCGCUAUUACAUACAAGAUUAUUAUGAAUUGCUAUUUACUAUUUAUGCAAUAUUGUAUGCAUAUACGUAGACAUAUGGCAAUACACACUAUAUUUAUUGUCUUUCUAAAGCACCUGUUUCUCAAGAGCGAGUACAUCUUUCCGUUGCCGGUGAAGCAAACAGUUUUUUCGGACUAACAGAAAAUCCUUGAAGCACGUAUAGAUUCAGUCACUCAGAAAAAGCACUUUAAUACUUCAAUAUCCAAAACACUGGAAUUUCCCGGACGAUAAUAUUACGAAUUAUAAGACUGACUGUUCCAUUAUAGGAAUUACCUCUUCCUAUGUUAAUGAUGUCAGAAAAUACAGUCUGUUGGAGUCAUUUGUAAUUUUCAUCAAAAUAUUGAAAUUGCUAUGUAUUACGUAUUUUCUGACAACCUGCUGGCUAAAGAACUUUUCAUUCCGUAUAAUCGAUUUCCGUACUCUCAAAAAUAAUCAUAUGUUUAAAAUAUUUUAUUCAUGAAUAUUGAAACUCAAUCGACAAAUGCUGAUUCACUAAUACACAUGAAUUUUUGCAUUUCAUUUUUUUGGUAUCUUACUCUUGAUAUGAUACAUCCCUUGUUGUUACAUGCAAAUAAGUUAGAACAAUACAUGUUCUGUACAUGGUAAUGACUGGACACAUACAUGAGGUCCUUUAAAAAAAUGUUCUCAACCAAUGAUAUCUUGAUGUACUAUUGUCGCAACAUCUUGCGAUUUUCCACAAAUAUGUGACAAUGUUUCCAAAAUUUUUUUUUUAGUUUUCAAUAAUUGAAAAGUGGAACUCGGAGUUGCGUUUCAACGACACUUUCACUCUGAUAAUAUAUACACACUACUGAGGAUUUAUAUAUCGUCAGUGAAAGAAUUAUGAGAAUAUGCGUUGAAAAGGAUCAUAUUUUAAAUUAUUUUUAUGUUCGCUUUCUGAAUAUUUAGAAAAGCACAAGCAGUGGUAGUCAAAAUGCGUGUGUAUACAUGCAAACAUACAUAUACAUACAUACAUACAUACAUACAU
Molecule: messenger RNA, 4764 nt
Organism: Octopus bimaculoides (California two-spot octopus)
Lineage: Eukaryota; Metazoa; Mollusca; Cephalopoda; Octopoda; Octopodidae
Biological process (GO): G protein-coupled receptor signaling pathway; cell surface receptor signaling pathway
Cellular component (GO): membrane
Molecular function (GO): G protein-coupled receptor activity
Source: RefSeq, a predicted model, not a curated record